Messenger RNA from Caenorhabditis elegans, 357 nucleotides. RefSeq lists its product as uncharacterized. The record is from RefSeq and is marked reviewed. The transcript has a single exon. Lineage: Eukaryota; Metazoa; Nematoda; Chromadorea; Rhabditida; Rhabditidae. The coding region runs from base 1 to 357 and encodes 118 amino acids.
AUGCAAGGCUACCCAUCCAAAAAGAACAAUUUCAUCAAACUGAAGCCGCCGCUCAAGAAGAAACCCAAGAAAAAGCCCGAGACCGAAGAUGAGUUCCCAAAAUUUGACUAUGGAUGGACUCCGGUGAUCAUCUUUGCGACGACGUGCCUACUAGUUCUCACCACUUUGUUCAAUGGAUACAUCAUUGAGGAUCAAGAGAAAGAGCUCUCGUAUUCAAAUAAAAUGCUCGAGAAGGGAGUCCAAGAAGAAGCCCAGCCGUCGUACCAUCAGUAUGUCGUGGAUCAGAUUGAUGAGGAGAUGAGGAAUAUUCGACGAGAGGAGAUGCCACCGAAGGAGAUGGAGAGUUCGGGAAAUUAA